AUGUCUGGAAAGCUUGUGGCUUGGAUAAUAUCCCUCCUUCAACACAGGGAUUGGAUUGGUUCUCUUGGUGUAAAACCUUUGGGGCUUCUCAUGGGAAUAUUAUCUUUGUCGUGUUGUGGGUUAUCUGGUUUUGGUGGUCUUAUUCGUAAUAGUUUUGGAUCCUUUCUUGGAGGGUUCUAUGGUGUGAAAUCUCAGGCUAGUAUUCUAUAUGCUAAGAUCAUGGUUAUGCUUCAUGGUUUAGAGUUAUGUUGGGAUAAAAGAUUCAAACAUGUCAUUUGCUUUUUGGAUUCCCUACAAACAGUUACUCUUGUAAAAAAUGGCGUCUCACCACAUCAUAAAUUUGCGAAUGAAUUCUUUAGCAUCCAUCAACUUCUAGAUAGAGACUGGAAUGUUGUUAUUAAUCACACGCUCCGGGAAGGGAACGCGUGCGCUGAUAUGCUCGCUAAAAUGGGAGCUAACACUAUCUCUCCCCUUGUGAAGCUUGUUGUGCCUCCUUCUGAGUUGUCUCCCCAUCUCUUUGCUGAUGCAUGGGGCGUGACUUUUGUUAGAGAGUAG
This is a messenger RNA of Trifolium pratense (red clover), 555 nucleotides long. RefSeq lists its product as uncharacterized. The record is from RefSeq and is a predicted model, not a curated record. Bases 1 to 555 code for a protein of 184 amino acids. The transcript is spliced from 2 exons. NCBI's taxonomy places the organism in Eukaryota, Viridiplantae, Streptophyta, Magnoliopsida, Fabales, Fabaceae. Gene Ontology annotation, molecular function: nucleic acid binding; RNA-DNA hybrid ribonuclease activity.